Acipenser ruthenus (sterlet) is the source of this 1307-nucleotide messenger RNA. Its product is annotated as TOM1-like protein 2. The annotation marks the transcript as partial. NCBI's taxonomy places the organism in Eukaryota, Metazoa, Chordata, Actinopteri, Acipenseriformes, Acipenseridae. Gene Ontology annotation, biological process: signal transduction. The transcript has 9 exons. Gene Ontology annotation, molecular function: ubiquitin binding; clathrin binding; phosphatidylinositol binding. The record is from RefSeq and is a predicted model, not a curated record. Gene Ontology annotation, cellular component: endosome; membrane.
CGGGGCCGCGCAGAGUGGAGUGUCGGGGGCGCGCCUCGCUGUCACGUGACCGCGCGUCCCGGCGUCUUGGCUGUCAGCUGCGCGCUCCCGAGGCUGACUCACAGGCAGCAGUUUAGUUUUUUGGGGAGGGACGAUGGAGUUUCUCUUGGGAAGUCCGUUCGCCUCUCCAGUGGGACAGAGAAUCGAUAAAGCCACUGAUGGUUCUUUGCAGUCAGAAGACUGGGGACUGAACAUCGAGAUCUGUGACAUCAUCAACGAGACGGAGGAAGGACCAAAGGAUGCCAUCAAGGCCUUGAAGAAGAGGAUUGUGGGAAAUAAAAACUUCAAUGAAGUGAUGCUGUCGCUGACGUUAUUGGAGGCGUGUGUAAAGAACUGUGGGCAUCGUCUGCACGUGUUGGUGUCGAGUCGUGAGUUUGUGGAGGGGGUGCUGGUGAAAACCAUCCUGCCCAAAAACAACCCGCCAGCCGCGGUGCAGGACAAAGUGCUGAGCCUGAUACAGGCCUGGGCCGACGCCUUCCGCAGCUCCCCCGAUCUGACCGGCGUGGUCUCCGUCUACGAGGACCUGAGGAGGAAAGGACUGGAGUUUCCAAUGACGGACCUGGACUCACUGUCCCCCAUACACACCCCACACAGGAGUGUUCCUGAUUCAGACCCGGCUGUCAGACUCCAGGGUUCAGUGAGAGGGCUCACAGCGCCCCCUGCUGUGCCCGGCAGUACUGCAUGGGCCCUGCCUCCCCCAAUCGCAGAGCAGAGAGCCGCCCCACCCCCGGACAGCAACCCAGACGGGCCAAUCACACUCUCCGCAGAGCAGCUCUCGAAGCUCUGCUCUGAGAUGCAGGUUGUCAGGGGGAAUGUCACAGUGAUGUCGGAGAUGAUGGCAGAGAUGAGCUCCGGGCAGGUGGAGACCUCCGACCUCGAGCUGCUGCAGGAGUUGAGUCGGACGUGUCGCUCCAUGCAGCGCCGGGUUCUGGAGCUGAUUCCCCGCGUGGAGAACGAAGGGUUAACGGAGGAGCUGCUGCUGCUCAACGACGACAUGAACAACAUCUUCAUGAGAUACGAGCGAAUGGAGAGGAGAGGGAGAGGAGGAGAGGAGAGAGGGAGAGAGGUGAGAGAGAGACAGGAACAACGUCUUCAUGAGAUACGAGCGAAUGGAGAGGAGAGGGAGAGGAGGAGAGUUUCAGACUCCAUCCCCGACACAAGCCCCGCCUCUCCAGCUGUCAUCCAAUCAGCAGCCGGCAGUACUGUGUCCGGGCCUCCUGUCGGCCAAUCAGCAGUGAGCUCUCUCUCCUCCCAGCUAGCCAGCCUCA